AUGCCUCAAAGGGUGUUCACCGUAUCCUUCCCACUGGAUGCAGAAUUCAUAAAGGAUCACCAAGUUCUCCAGUUCUACGCAGCCUACGGCAAAGCCUUUCCCAAAAAUAACGAGGAGUGGGCAACAGUUUCUUUCGAAGACUGGUACGCCAAGGAUUGCAAGACGAUCCUCGUUGAUGGGACUACCAAAUCAGGAGGUCAAGAAUCAUGGGACUACUUCCAGAAUCUUUAUGCGAGAUUUCCCAAAGUGGAGCGAGACGUCCUGUCUUUCAUCGUAGUCGCAGAUGAUGAAAGGCACGAGUACAAGCUACACGCAAAUUUCAACACGAAGCUUUUCGCAGAUGGUGGGAGCCGAGUUGUUGAAGUUCCCCAGUCUUUCGUGUACACUGUGGGGAAAUCCGACGCGGGAAAAGGAACAGACGGGUUCCAGUUUAGAGAGUUGCGAAACUACUACGAUUUGAGAACGCUGGAAGGUGCUUUUGCGUAG
Messenger RNA from Ramularia collo-cygni, 486 nucleotides. RefSeq lists its product as uncharacterized. The transcript has a single exon. The record is from RefSeq and is a predicted model, not a curated record. Bases 1 to 486 code for a protein of 161 amino acids. Lineage: Eukaryota; Fungi; Ascomycota; Dothideomycetes; Mycosphaerellales; Mycosphaerellaceae.